UUUUGUGUACUAUUUUAUUCUCACUUCAGAAUCAAGACGCAUUCCUUGGGAGUUUUCUUAAAGAUUAUUCUUGUUCAUUUUUGUAGAGGCUAGAAAUGGUUGCAGAAUCAUGGUUUCGCAGUCUGUGGAGAACUUCGAGGAAGCACGAGUUUGAUUCCAAAACGGUACGGAUUGGGGUUUUGGCUUUUGAAGCUGCAAGCUUGGUGUCAAAGCUUCUUCACCUAUGGCAGUCACUUACUGAUAAGGAAGUUACUAGACUGAGGAAGGAGAUAAUAAAUUCAGUGGGAAUUAAAAAGCUUGUGUCGGAGGAUGAUGAUCGCAUUAUGAGGUUGAUAUGCAUAGAGAUGAUGGAGAACUUAGGACAAGUGUCACGAGCUGUGGCGAGGCUGUCCAAGCAAUGUAGUGAUCCUAUGUUAAGGAGUUUUGAGCAAGCCUAUAAUGAUUUGAUAAUGAUUGGUGCUGACACAUUUGGCUGGCAAUUCACAUGGAAUAAGAUGGACAAGAAAACUAAGAAGAUGAAGCGGUUCAUCAUCACAAAUGUCAAUUUAUAUCAAGAAAUGGAGACACUUGCGGAUCUUGAGCAGACUUUGAAGAGAAUGAAGGGUAACAAUAAUGGGGACAGCAUUAGUUUGGUUGAAUACGAAAAGAAGGUUGCUUGGAAGAAGCUAGAAGUGAAGCAUCUAAAGGAGAAUUCUCUUUGGAAUCGGACUUAUGAUUACACAAUUCAUCUUUUAGCAAGAUCUGUAUUUACUAUACAUAGUAGGGUUGGACAUGUUUUUGGAAUUAGUCAUUUGGCAGAAGUGGGGGUCACAGAUUCUAGAGUUUUGGAUUCUAAUUAUAGUCGUCGCAGCCAAUCAAUUCUCUUGAUGCAAUCAUCAGUUCACCCUACCGAAAAUAGCAUCCCUAGAUUUUCUUCGGGUUCAAUAGGAAACAAGAUUUCUAUGUCAGGUCCAAUCGCGAGGGCAAACAAUGUUAGUGAUUUUCAUUCAGGCUCUCAUGGAAAUUCAAUAACAGCAUCUGGUCCGAUCUCUGGAAAACAUAGUGCUGUUAGCUUUUAUUCUGGUCCUCUUGUUAGGUCAACGGAAAAUUCUGGCCCACAACCCAAAGCAAGCAAAAGCUCCAUGAGGUUGUGGCAGUUCCGUAAUAAAUCUUCAAAUUCAAAACAAAAAAUUACGCAUUCGAAACCAAACAGAUUAACCGCAUCAGGACCUUUAACAGGAGGAUGCAUGAUGGGUGAUGUUAAUGUUAGAGUUCCAGACGUGACUAAGGAUGUCAGUACAGAACUACAUUCUCAUGGCAACUCCGCUCAUGGGAAUCUAUCAGUUGGUUCGAAGAACCGACUGUUGAAUGCCCCUCGGGAUUCCCUUGGUGCAGCUGCCUUAGCACUGCACUAUGCAAAUAUUAUCAUCGUAAUUGAGAAAUUGGUGGCAUCUCCUCACUUGAUUGGUAAUGAAGCAAGAACUGACCUUUACAACAUGUUGCCUGCUAGCAUCAGGGUGGGCCUCAGGGUUAAACUGAAGCCAUGUACUAAGAGUCUGUCUUCGUCUUUUUGUGAUUCAGCUCUUGCCGGAGAAUGGAACCAGGCAAUGUCGGAUAGACUAGAUUGGUUGGCUCCACUUGCUCAUAACAUGAUAAAAUGGCAGUCUGAACGGAGCUUCGAGCACCAGAACUUAGUUUCCCGAACAAAUGUGCUUCUUGUACAAACCCUCUACUUUGCAAAUGAGGAGAAGACAGAAGAAUCGAUUAUUGAGCUACUUGUUGGUCUCAACUAUGUGUGGAGAUAUGCUAGNGUACAUGGUGGAAGGCUGCUUAUUACAAGUUUAUAA
Molecule: messenger RNA, 1826 nt
Organism: Olea europaea var. sylvestris
Lineage: Eukaryota; Viridiplantae; Streptophyta; Magnoliopsida; Lamiales; Oleaceae
Exons: 2
Coding region: 96-1826 (576 amino acids)
Biological process (GO): positive regulation of growth
Source: RefSeq, a predicted model, not a curated record